GUUAUUUUUAGCUGGGCUGCUCCUCAGCCCAUAGGUGGUAUGGUUUCAUGGGAAAAUGGGUCCAGAUGCAACUCUUUACCUGCCUGCGUUGAGUCCAGCACUCAGAACAGCGCUGGAUACUGAGUAGCCCCAGAUCAAUCCUUGUUAAAUGACAUCAGCCACAGUAAGCCAUUUUUCCUCACAAGGACUCAGUUUUGCCAUCAUAAAGUCAGGAAAUUGAGUUAUAUGCUUUCCAAGGGACCCUCCAUCCUUAGAAUUCACAUCUCUGUCCAGCUCCCUUGGAAGCUCUUGCUGUAAGAAGGGGUGAUCUCAUAGCCAGUGCUCGUGUCUGGAUGUGAGGCUGCUCUGCUUUGGUGCCUUCUCCCAUUUUCAGCUAUCUUCAAGGGACAGAAUGAUCCCACGGUGGCCACAGGUGAUUCUACACUGCUCUGGUUGCUGUGGGUUUUCCCUUUCUGACCCCAGCCCUCCCCCUCCAUGAGUGAGCAGGUGGGGAGACAUCUAACCUAGCCCAGGUGGGAGAUGCUGAGGUCCUAGUAAUAAAAACAAUAAUAGUAACAGUAACAACAAUAACAGCAGCUAACAUUUAUUGAAGACUUACUUUGAGCCAUGUGCUGUGCUGAGCACUGUACACACAUGUUAUUUAUUCUGAAUGCCAACACUAUGAGGUAGAAACUAUUAAUAAACCCAUUUCAUGGACUCAUGAAAGUAAGGCCUAGAGAGAGGAUUUUUCCCAGGGUUACACUGCUAGGAAGUAGCAGAGACAAUGCAAACACAGGGCUUUCUGAAUCCAGAGCAAAGUGACCUCAAGGAGAGGAUCCAGGGUAUCCACUAAGAACGGUCCAGGAAGAAUCCUGCUUGUGCAGAAGUGCUGCCCAGAGCUACAAUGGAGGGGGAGGCGGGGGAGGCACCAGGGCUGGGCAGGCCCGCUGCUUCCAAGGACUUCCACUUUCAUCACAUGGAUCUGUAUGACUCUGAAGACAGACUGCAGAUCUUCCCAGAAGAAGACACUAAGAUGAGAAGAGAAGUAGUUCAAGCUGAAAUGACCAAUGAGCCAAGAGAGUCCAUGAAAGGGAAGGCUCAGAGAGACCUUGGAGAGGAAGUGGAUGAACUUGUCCAUCUAUAUGGACUUGAAGAUGAUCACGAAUUAAGGGAUGAGUUUACUGACGAAAGCAUGCCCAGAAUAGAGGUUUCAGAAUAUCCUCCUUAUAUGAUGACAGGGAGAGAGCCACUGAGGGAGCAGAGAGACUGGAGACUUAGUGGCGAGGCUGCUAAGGCUGAGGACCUGGGCUUCGGGGCAUGGGGCUCGGCAGGCCAGUGCCAGGACUUGCGGGAAGCCUAUAGGUACACCCACGGCCAUGCCAGUGAGGAGUAUGAGUGCUACGUUAUCCCAGAGGAGGAGGACGAGGAAGAAGCUGCCGAUGUCUUCUGUGUCACUUGCAAAACUCCAAUAAGAGCCUCAGAGAAGGUUUUUGAUGAACACAAGGAGCAUGAGGUGACCCCGCUCAGUAAAGCACUGGAAAGUGCCAAGGAUGAAAUUCACAAAAACAUGUACAAAUUGGAAAAGCAGAUUAUCGAGAUGGAAAAUUUUGCAAGUCACUUGGAGGAGGUUUUCAUCACUGUGGAGGAGAAUUUCGGAAGACAAGAAAAAAACUUUGAGUCACAUUACAAUGAGAUCUUGGAAACACUUGCUCAAAAAUACGAAGAAAAAAUACAAGCUCUAGGGGAGAAAAAGGAAGAGAAGCUGGAAGCCUUGUAUGGACAGCUGGUCAGCUGUGGAGAAAAUCUUGAAACCUGCAAAGAACUGAUGGAAACAAUAGAGGAGAUGUGUCAUGAAGAGAAAGUUGAUUUCAUUAAGGAUGCUGUGGCUAUGGCUGACAGACUUGGAAAAUUCCUGAAAACAAAAACAGAUGUGGAAAUCUCGGCGCAACCUGAAUUUGAAGACCAGACCUUGGACUUCUCUGAGGUAGAGGAGCUUAUGGGCUCUAUUAACACCAUCCCAGCUCCUUCUGCUCCAGUGAUAAACCCACAGGCCCCCAACUCAGCCACAGGUUCCUCAGUCCGAGUGUGCUGGAGCUUAUACUCCGAUGACACCGUGGAGAGCUAUCAGCUAUCCUACUGGCCAGUGCAGGAAAGCUCGUCUGGGAAGGACCGAGCAGAGUUUACGAUGACGGUUAAAGAAACAUAUUGCUCAGUGACAAACCUUGUGCCAAAUACCCAGUAUGAAUUUUUGGUCACAGCUCAGAACAGGGCUGGCCUCAGCCCCGCCAGUGAGUGUGCAGUGUACAUGACAGCACCUUGUCCCCCCAUUAUGAAAAGCAAAGAGAUAAGGAGCUGUGAAGAGGCUGCGCUGAUCAGCUGGGAGUCUGGGAACCUGAACCCUGUGGACUCAUACACGGUGGAGCUGACUCAGGCAGAAACGCCGGGAGCCUCGGGCGUAACUGAGUCUGUUGUGGGUAUCCCCACCUGCGAGUGCCUGGUGCAGCUACAGCCCUGGCAGAGCUACACCAUCUACGUGCGAGCCCUCAACGUGGGGGGCCCCAGCGCAAGGAGCGAGCCUGCUACAGUCCACACCACAGGCAGCUACUUUCGCCUGAACGAGCACACCUGCCAUCCCUGGCUGACCGUUUCUGAAGAUGGGCUUACAGUGGUACGCAGUGAGGGGAAAGCCCCCGCCAGGGAGCCGCUCCCCAUCGACAACCGCUUUACCAGGUGUGUUGCUGUGAUGGGAAACCUAAUUCCAGUCCGAGGGCGCCAUUACUGGGAGGUGGAGGUGGACGAGUGUUUGGAUUACACGGUGGGUGUGGCCUUUGAAGAUGUCCCUAAACAGGAAGACCUGGGAGCAAACCGCCUCUCCUGGUGCAUGAGGCACACAUUUGCAUCAUCAAGGCAUAAGUACGAAUUUCUACACAACAAGACGACUCCAGAUAUAAGGAUAACGGUUUCCCCAAGGAAGAUUGGCAUUCUAUUAGACUAUGAAAAUUCAAAAUUGUCAUUUUUCAACGUGGACAUUUCUCAGCAUCUGUACACGUUCAGUUGUCAGCUUCACCAAUUUGUGCAUCCCUGUUUUUCUUUGGAAAAGCCUGGAUGUCUAAAGAUACACAAUGGCAUUUCAAUGCCAAAGUGCGUCACUUUCUAUUAGACCAUUCUGAUGCCCAGCUUCCUGUCUCUCUUCUGUACCUACCCCUCUCCCAGCCACUCACACCUCAGCUGCCUGAACUUGGCAUUCAAGCACCAUGCACCCAGCUCAUCAUUUAUGGUUCAUGUUAUCUGCCAGACUGGUGUGUCGGCAUUCAUUUCACCUGACUUGGAUCCUGUGUGCUGCCACCUGUGUGAUGCUAGGUUAGUCAGUUCUGGUUGUAAAAUGAAGGCUCAGACUAAAUGAACUCAAAGGUCUUUCAGGUUGUCAAACUGUAUUGGUCUAUCUGUGUAUAUGCAAAGUAUCUGAGUCCCCAAGUCCUACAGAGCUUGGGGGAGAAGGAGGGAAGAGAUACAUAAGUGUUAGUGGCUCCAGCCGCCCCAGCACUUGUGACACUUCAUUAGUCAGCCAAGAACAGGCGUAAGAAGGCAGGAGGCCACCCACAAAGAGAACUAGGGAAGCCACGUGCCAUGCUCAGCAGCCUUCUCCUCUCCUGUUUUCCUAGUAGUCAGUGGCACUCCGGUGAGGUUUCUCCCACCGAACACUGCUUCUAAAAACCUGCUCUUCUCCUUCAUGGUACUUACCCUCUUUAAUUUUGAAAUGACCUUUGUAACACCUAAUUCCAUGAAGGCAGGACAGUAUCUGUCUUGUUCAUCAGUCAAUCCCCAAGGGCUAAAAUGUGCACACCAAAUAUUUGUUUCAUCCAGCCACUGCUCUUUGGCCUCUCACUGCUCUCCAUGUGAGGGCUGGCAGGGCUUGUUCAAACUAUAGCAGAAGA
Kogia breviceps (pygmy sperm whale) is the source of this 3914-nucleotide messenger RNA. The record is from RefSeq and is a predicted model, not a curated record. NCBI's taxonomy places the organism in Eukaryota, Metazoa, Chordata, Mammalia, Artiodactyla, Physeteridae.